Molecule: messenger RNA, 3843 nt
Organism: Microcebus murinus (gray mouse lemur)
Lineage: Eukaryota; Metazoa; Chordata; Mammalia; Primates; Cheirogaleidae
Source: RefSeq, a predicted model, not a curated record
CGGCGGAAGUGGCGCCGCUGGGAGAUCUUCUUCCGCUCUGAGGUGCCGCCGGGGCCGCGGAGUAGGACUGCGCUGGGACAGCAAGAGCCGGGGCCGUGGCUGACAUGGAGCAGCUCCACCUCCACACACCCUGUUUUGUGUUGUUGAACUGUGCUCCCCACAAAAAGAUAAGUUGAAGUCCUGACCCCUCUACUGCAGAAUGUGACCUUUCUUGAAAGUGGGGUCAUUAUAGAUGUGAUCAGUUAAGAUGAAGUCAUACCAGGGUAGAGCAGGCCCCUAAUCCAGUAUGACUGGCGUGCUUCUAAGAUGACCACGUGAAGACCCGCACAGGGAGGGCAUCAUGUGACAAUGAAGACAGAACUGGAGUCAUGUAGCUGCAGGCCGAGGAAGGCCAGAUUGCCAGCAAACCCCAGACACCAGGAAGAGGCAAGGGGGAUGCAGAGGGAGCGUGGGCCUAAGGACACCUUGAUUUCCGUCUUCUAGCCUCUUAAGUGUGAGAUAAUCAAUUGUUGUCGUCUUAAGCAAACAAACAAAAAACCCCAAAAUAACAGCUGUGGGAAAAGGAGAAGGAUAAAAAGUCACAAAGCACAGAUGGAAAGUUACUUUGUGACAGAUACAGGAAAGAGACAGAGAGAAAUAAAGAGAGAGAGGGAGGGAGACAGGUCUGGCAGGACACAAAAGGGCUAUUAGAGACAGGGAAAUGUCACCUGCCCUGGAGCUGUGGCGGUCAUGGUGAGGGAUGUGCUGUGUGUGCAGUCUGGCACUGAGCCGGCUGAUGGAUCUUGGGGGUCCCAUGGCCGGCGGCCUGUCACGUCCCCUCUACUGACUGCCUUGUUCCAGAGCCGGGCUUAGCUCCCCCCAGUACUGUUGAGAUGAACUUGUCAUGGGCACUCCAAGACUGUGGUACCAGGGAGUGGCCUUGGGCGAGUGCCCCUGUCAGGGAGGGGCUGCUCCAGGGUUCCUUUUCCAUUUAGAGUUCGUGAAAGCCCCAUGUUGGCGCAGGAUCUUAAGGGAUUAGGCACAUCCUUUCAUCUCUCUGAUGGCUGUUUUAUCUGUAAAAUAGGAGGAAUCACCCCUGCCCUGUGUGGGCACGAACAUGGCCGUGGACACGUAGACAUUGGGCGGCAGAACGCUGGUCCACUUUGGAGUGGCUGGCUCUUACUUGCUUCGGGUCUUCUUACUUGCCCUGGUCUUCUCCGCUACACAGCGUAGAGCUGAGUGCCAGGAGACCCUCUGGAAACUUCAUUUAUUCAACAGUCAAUUAUGAAGCACCUGUUAUGUUACAGGCUUUGUGCUGGGCACUGGGAACAUGGCAGUGACCAAGUCAGAUAACGCCCCUGCAGCCACAGAGUUUUCGGUUUAGCGAGAGAAAGGGUCGACGGUAAAAUCAAACAGUAAGGAAGAUAACUUGAGGUAGUGACAAGGUCACUGAAGAAAGUAAAGCAGUGUGAUAUAAUAUUCUGUGAGUGGGGCAAGAGGCUGGGAGGCUCUGAGGACAGGACUUUGACUGCCAGUUGAAAGGACUGGGGGAGAACAUUCCAGACAUGGGGGAGAGCCAGGUACAGGGCUCUGAGACAGGACAGAGCACCUGUGUUCAGGGGUCUAAAGGAAGGUCAGAGUGGUAGUGGCAGUGAGACGGGGCGUAAGAAGAGCAGUAAGAUGGGCUAGACUGGGCAGCCUGGACUGAAAGGGCCUGGUGAGGAGGGGCCCAUUGGCCUGAGAAUGGUGGGCAGCCUUGGUGGGUUGGGGGGGCAGGACCUGGUUGACGCUUUGGAGAGCUUUCUUUGCACCACUGCGCCGUGGAGACAUGGUGCUGGAGGGUGAGGGGGCAGCCUGGAGGCCCACCCCCUAGGAGCGGAUUGCAGCUGUCCAGGCAGAGAUGAUGGUGGCGGUCCUAUGGAGUGUGGAGGAGCGAGAGGGGGACGGUGAUGUCCUUGCUCGGUAGCCCUGUCCCAGCUCCAAGCACACAGACAGCUCUAGGAAGGCCCUCCCAGUUGCCAUGGAUGAGGGGGUGGGAGGGCAGGGCUGGCUGCUGGGAGGGAAAGUGGCUUUGUGCUUGGAAAACAAAGAACAGAGCUUGGGGCCCUCUUCUCCUAGGGGUGGGGGCAGGCCAAGAGGCUGUUGACAGGACCAGAGUGGGAGCUCAGAGCUGGGCUUGGCAGGAGCAGGCUGUGCCCCCAGGCAUUGGGGAGGCGGCCGUGCCGCUGAGGCCCCGCCCUGCCCGCCCUGAGGUGGGGCCCACCAGGAUGAGCAAACUGCCCCGGGAGCUGGCCCGAGACUUGGAGCGCAGCCUGCCCGCCGUGGCCUCCCUGGGCUCGUCGCUGUCCCACAGCCAGAGCCUCUCGUCGCACUUCCUCCCGCCACCUCCGGAGAAGCGCCGGGCCAUCUCUGAUGUCCGCCGCACCUUCUGUCUCUUUGUCACCUUCGACCUGCUCUUCAUCUCCCUGCUCUGGAUCAUUGAGCUGAACACCAACACGGGCAUCCAGAAGAACCUGGAGCAGGAGAUCAUCCACUACAACUUUAAAACCUCUUUCUUUGACAUCUUUGUCCUGGCCUUCUUCCGCUUCUCUGGACUGCUCCUGGGCUACGCCGUGCUGCGACUCCGGCACUGGUGGGUGAUUGCGGUCACUACACUGGUGUCCAGCGCAUUCCUCAUUGUCAAGGUCAUCCUCUCUGAGCUGCUCAGCAAAGGGGCAUUCGGCUACCUGCUCCCCAUUGUGUCCUUUGUCCUCGCCUGGUUGGAGACAUGGUUCCUCGACUUCAAAGUCCUACCCCAGGAGGCCGAGGAGGAACGAUGGUAUCUUGCUGCCCAGGCUGCUGUCGCCCGUGGACCCCUGCUGUUCUCCGGUGCUCUGUCUGAGGGCCAGUUCUAUUCACCCCCAGAAUCCUUUGCAGGGUCUGACAAUGAAUCAGAUGAAGAAGUUACUGGGAAGAAAAGUUUCUCUGCCCAGGAGCGGGAGUACAUCCGCCAGGGGAAGGAGGCCACAGCGGUGGUAGACCAGAUCUUGGCCCAGGAGGAGAACUGGAAGUUCGAGAAGAAUAAUGAAUAUGGGGACACUGUGUACACCAUUGAGGUUCCCUUUCAUGGCAAGACGUUCAUCCUCAAGACCUUCCUGCCCUGCCCUGCGGAGCUGGUGUACCAGGAGGUGAUGCUACAGCCCGAGAGGAUGGUGCUGUGGAACAAGACGGUGACCGCCUGCCAGAUCCUACAGCGAGUAGAAGACAACACCCUCGUCUCCUAUGACGUGUCUGCAGGGGCUGCGGGUGGCGUGGUCUCCCCCAGGGACUUUGUGAAUGUCCGGCGCAUUGAGCGGCGCAGGGACAGAUACCUGUCCUCAGGCAUUGCCACCAUACACAGCGCCAAGCCUGCCACCCACAAAUACGUCAGGGGAGAGAAUGGCCCCGGGGGCUUCAUCGUGCUCAAGUCGGCCAGUAACCCCCGAGUCUGCACCUUCAUCUGGAUUCUCAACACAGAUCUCAAGGGCCGCCUGCCCCGGUACCUCAUCCACCAGAGCCUCGCCGCCACCAUGUUUGAAUUUGCCUUUCACCUGCGGCAGCGCAUCGGAGAGCUGGGGGCGCGCGUGUGACCAUGCCUCCUUGCCCACCCUGCAGGCCAGGGUCCUGUCGCCACAGCCUCCAGAGCCAGAAAGGGGGGCAGCUGGGCUUCCUGCUGUUCACACAGGACCUGGCCCCAAGCUGCCACCAUCCACUGAGCCACUCUGUGCUGGAGCCACCGCCCUGGGCAGGUGGAGGGUCGAGUGCUCAGACUCGGGGACUCUGCUGGCCGGAAGAAGUGGGGUCUGUCCUGUUCUUAUUUCCAUGGGGUGUCCCCACCUCCUGGAG